Molecule: messenger RNA, 2508 nt
Organism: Pollicipes pollicipes
Lineage: Eukaryota; Metazoa; Arthropoda; Thecostraca; Pollicipedomorpha; Pollicipedidae
Product: nephrin-like
Exons: 16
Coding region: 1-2508 (835 amino acids)
Molecular function (GO): protein binding
Source: RefSeq, a predicted model, not a curated record
AUGCGGAUCUUCACGCUUCUGCUCCUGGCGAUGAAUGCGUUCCUCGACGCGUCAGAAAUCGAUGAUGAGAAUCGAGUCAGCCAUGUUUCGGCCGUGGAGGGCCAGCUGGCAGAGCUUCCUUGCGACAUCGCAGAGAGCAACGAGGAGGCUGAACUGCGGCUGGUCCUGUGGUACUACGGCUCCGGAAGCACCAUUUAUACGUACGACGCCCGCGGUGAGCGGAGCGAGGCGGGCUCGCACUGGGACAGCGGCCUGCUGGGCCGCAGUCGGCUGGAGUUCGAGCCUCACAGCCGUCCGGCCACGCUGCGCAUCUCGGCGCUGAACAAGUCAGACGGCGGGGUGUACCGCUGCAGGGUGGACUACCUGCACGCGCCCACCAGGAACUGGCGCGUCAACCUCACCGUUAUAGUGCCCCCUCGCCGGCUGGUCAUCUUCGACGAGCUCGGCCGGCAGACGGUGGACGGCAGGAUCGGCCCGUACCAGGAGGGCCCGACAGUGAACGUCACGUGCGUCGCCUUCGACGGCUCACCACCCCCUAACGUGACCUGGUGGAGGGACGGCUCGCGCUUGGGCGGCGGCUGGUACACGACGGCCGACGGCUCGUCACGCAGCGUGCUCUCGCUAGGCCCACUGACUCGCGCUGACCUCGGGUCACGGGUCACGUGCGCGGCCACCUUCCACGAGUCCAGCGAGCCCCGGCUGGCCAGCACGGUGGUCGACAUGACGUUGCCGCCCCUGAGUGCAGAGCUGGUCGGAGACAACCCUCCGCUGCCGGCCGGCGAGAGGGCCACAGCGACCUGUCGGGUCACGGGGUCACGACCUGAGCCAAAGUUCACCUGGUGGCUGGGAGGCCUGCGCCUGUCCGAGGCGACGCAGGUCACCGGCCGCGACCCCAACGUGACCACGUCUACCGUGACCUUCGUUCCCCAAGUCAAGGACGCUGGGCUGCCUCUGCGGUGUCGCGCGUUCAGUCCAGAGCUUAGAAGACGGGUGGCAGAGGAUGUUCGGCAAAUCACUGUGCACUACGCGCCGAUCGUUACGCUGAACUACUGGCCGAGGGACAACAACUCGGCCGGCAGCACCGUCCACAUGCGCUGCAACAUCAGCGCCAACCCGCCCGUGACCAACAUCACCUGGAGGCACAACGGGGCGGCGGUGCGGCGGCGGUCGGCGGUGGGAGUGUUCGUCAGAAACGACACGGAGGUGGGAGUGUUCGUCAGAAACGACACGCUCCUGCUGCGUCCUCUGGAGGUGCGGGGCGGAGGCAUCUACUCGUGCUCGGCCACCAACAGACAGGGCUCCGUCACGAGCAACGCCAUCAGUCUCCAGGUUCACCGUACCACCACCCCCCUGAACCACAGCGACCACAUGAUAAACGCCGAUGUCCUGAGCUACUACCUCCAGUCCGACCUCAGCCAUGGUGCCCUGCUCUGCUGGGCGACAAACGCGCUGGGCGAGCAGCUGGAACCGUGCCGAUACGAUAUAUCCCAGGCAGACGUCCCGGAAACGCCCUCCUCGUGUGACGUCACGAAUCGCUCGUCUGAAAGUCUGCACGUGCAGUGCGUGCAGGGUUUCGACGGGGGCCUGAGGCAGACGUUCCGUCUGGAGGCAUUCGUCGCGUCAGAUCGCCACCAUCAGGUCAUCGCUGUGAGCUCCAUCAGUCCCAGUUUCGUGGUGCGAGGCCUCGUUCCGGAUCGGCCGUACACCGUACACGUGUACGCGCUCAACACACGUGGCGUCAGUCCAGCGGCGACAGUCCUGGCGCAGACUCUACCGUCAGACGACGAACAUGACGCGGACACACUGUCACCGUCCGCCCUCUUGCCUGCGGCGGGCCUGCUGGCUCUGCUGUUCGGUGUUGCGGUCGCCGUUGUACUGGUGACCGCCGCGGUCGUUGCCACCAGACGCUGUAGGAAAACGCCUCCCAUCAAGGAGAGCCAGCAGGAGCUGUCGCACGCGAUGACCAACUCGAACGGAACGGCGAGCGCGGAUGACCGCCAUGGUCCGGAUCUGAUCCGCCCCACCAACACAGGGCGGGGCGGGCGGCGGAGCGUGCCCUGCACCGCGACGGUCGACCGGCUCGAUCCCGAGGAGAAGCACAUGCUGGAGCGGCUGCGGCCGGACGCCGACGGCGGUGACCUCCGCGGCGUCGACUCCGGCGAGUCGCGGGCGGCGCUGAGAGGCAGCCUCCACGGCCCCCCGUCUGAGCGGGACACGUGCGACAUCCCCGGCUGCAUCGGAGGACGGGGCCAGGUGCCGGGCGUCCUCGGCGGGCGUGAUGGCUAUGGCAUGGCGUCCAGCUGGGCCGACCGCGGCAAGAUGAAAGGUGCCUCUGGGGUCUCCCGGGCUCGGCGCUUUCGGAAAGCUGCCCCAUCAAACAUUCAAAUUGGAGAGCUGGACACCACCACGCCGCGGCGCUUCCCACCGCUGACCUUCUGGCGCUGGCGGGGCACGCCGAGACGGAACAUCGCCGGAGGCUCUCUGCGCUUUAAGGCGCGCGUGAGAUGA